Messenger RNA from Striga asiatica, 465 nucleotides. The record is from the annotation of a GenBank genome assembly. NCBI's taxonomy places the organism in Eukaryota, Viridiplantae, Streptophyta, Magnoliopsida, Lamiales, Orobanchaceae.
AUGGAGAGUCGAGACCUUACGCAUCUCGCGCCAAAGGUCAUUGUGGGUGGAGAAGGCAACGUCGAUGCCGUUGUAGGAGAGUUUUUGGAGGCUUACGAGGGCCGGGCGGCCCGAGAAGGUGGCGUCGUGGGAUUUUUGGAUUUGGUGGACGAUUUUGGCGGAGGAGAUGACGAGGACAUUUCGGAAGCCGAGGCGGAGAGAGACGAGGGGACCGUAUCGGAGGGAGAGGCGGUGGAGAUAGGUGUGGGGGUAGCGGCCGUCGAAUUGGUGGAGGUUGCCGAUGAGGGGGAGAUGCGCCGGGCCGGGAGGGCGGGGGGCCCGGCCCGAUUUGGGUGGUUGGGUUUGGAGGUAGAGGAUGAGGAGGAAGGGGAGGAGGAAGAAGAGGAUUGCCCACAUGAUUUUUUCUUAAUUUUGUUUUUUUGGUUGAUUAUUGAGGGAGGAGGGUGUAGAAUGGUGCAUUGGUGA